This is a messenger RNA of Culex quinquefasciatus (southern house mosquito), 837 nucleotides long. RefSeq lists its product as uncharacterized. The coding region runs from base 1 to 837 and encodes 278 amino acids. NCBI's taxonomy places the organism in Eukaryota, Metazoa, Arthropoda, Insecta, Diptera, Culicidae. The record is from RefSeq and is a predicted model, not a curated record. The transcript is spliced from 3 exons.
AUGACUGGCCGAAUUAUCUUCACCAGUACAACAACAGCUGCUCUGAGCCGCAAGUCCGUGGAAUGUCCUAGACGAACCAGUGUGGGAGGUUCCGCCAAAUCACUGACUUCCGGCAGCAGUUCGUAUCAUCUUUUGCGGUAUCAGCGCAGUUGGCAGCAGCAACAGCAACAUCCGCAACAGGACCACACCAGCGUGAUUAACAGUGGAAGUCAUAUUUGUGGCGCGGGAAGUGACAGCAGUAGUCCCGGAAGGCAGAUGAAGAGCACGGUGGUGGCGUCAACGUCGACAACCUCGCCAUCCUCCACGACGAACCAAACGCUGCACGUGUCCAAGCAGGAACCGAAGGAGUUUGUGACGUACGAAUAUCCCCAAGUGGACAAACGCUACUCGCGGACCCCGCCCGCAUCGUUCUCGUACUACCUCAAUGGCCACAAGCGGGAAUCGUCCACCGUGUACAUGCCUUCGUCGUCCUCUUCCGCAGCCGAUCUGAGCAUGACGGGAAGCGGAAGCAGCAUGACAGAAGCAAACCGUAGUAGCCGCCCGCCUCACGAUCACGCCAAGAACACGCCAACCUUCGUCGCGGGAGACAGUUUGUCGGCUUCGUCGUUCGUCGCGCUCCGGUCUAGCGGCAGCAUCAACCCAGCUCGAACAAGCCGCCGGGAAGUUCACCGGGAGCAAUUCUGCCUCAACAGGACAUUAACGUCGCCCAGGGUGAUAUCUACCGGCGGUCGCGUUUGUGUCUCAGGCGCCGUUCCAGACGGUGGUGUCACCGCCGGUCCAAAAUGUUUCCAGCAGGCAGGUUCUUCCAGCGCACCCGCUGCCGGCCUACCUCCCUAA